GGACAGCAGCGGCGUGCUCGAGAGCCGGGAGUUCAUCGCCCUCAUCGAGGAGAGCUCCUGCCAGGCGUGGCCACCUCGCCCGAGAACAGGCCGAAGCUGAUGAAGAUGAUGGAGGAGAGGCCCAGGGAGGCAGGGGCAGCUUCGACGAGGGCGACCUCGCAGAGAGCGCGGACAGCAAGAGGUUCAACUCGGAGAAGAUAGCGCUAAACUUCACGCAGUUCCUGAAGCUUCUCUCGCUGGUUCGCGUCUUCAAGCUCGGACAACAGUAUGCUGAGGAGCAGAGGGUCAUCGACGUCUGCGACCUUACCAUCCAGGAGGUCCAGCAGUUCCGCGAGCUGUUUCUGGAGAGUGCCUCUGGUGACGGGUGUAUGACGAUGAAGGACUUGUGGCUUCUCUUCCGGAACAUAUGCCCCCUCGGCGACAGAAACAAGGCAGAGCUCCAGGGGCACAUCAAGGAGGUCAUCGGGUCCACGGCCUCCAGGCCCGACAUGGCCAUCAACUUUGCCGAGCUGCUGAUGCUCAUGGGGAGGCUUCGCGACGCCAACUUCGGAGGCAUCCGCGACAAGUUCUUCUCGUGAGCUGCAGAGCCCUCUCCCCUCCCCCCCGCCCGUAUUCCUGUAAUCAUGCAUCCUGCGGAAGAGGUUCGCUCUCGCUAAAAAAAAACAUCUCUCCAGUAGGUGUUGACGGCGAGCAGGCUGCACGACGCCUAGCCGCCCUCGCGCGAAGCGCGAGAAAGUAGUUAGCCCCAGAAGUGCCCCUGACCCAGGGUGCCCCCCCACCCUGACAAAUCGUGUGUGGGGGGGGCACUUCUGGCAACGCCCGGUGCUCUGCCCGUGGCAGCACGCGCCAGGCCGGAGCUCUCCGCUUGCCUGCGCGGGAGGCUGCACACGGAGG
Messenger RNA from Prorocentrum cordatum, 894 nucleotides. Lineage: Eukaryota; Dinophyceae; Prorocentrales; Prorocentraceae. The record is from the annotation of a GenBank genome assembly.